ACCAUAAACUCAGUUAGUCUGAGUAAAGUUGCGAACAUGUUCAGCUAUUAAUAAACCAAGUUGUUUAGGUAUUUUUCACUUGUCUGCAUUCGAACUAAGUAUUCUGAUAUAAGAAUCAUUGGUGGGCUUUAUGUACCAAUCCCCAUUACAAUCAGUGAUGGCGAUUAGUAAUCCGAUUGCAUGUAUUGUGCUGUUGAUCAUUUCUUCGUGGUGCGUAAAUGGGCAGCUAAGUCCAACAUUUUAUGACAAAAGUUGUCCCAAGGCACUGUCGACAAUCAAAGCAGCUGUAGCACAGGCAGUCGCCAAGGAAAAACGGAUGGGGGCAUCUUUGCUGAGGCUUCACUUUCAUGACUGCUUUGUUAAUGGCUGUGAUGGGUGGAUUUUGUUGGACGACACGCCAACAUUUACUGGGGAAAAGACUGCGGCUCCGAACAAUAAUUCUGUAAGAGGAUUUGAGGUGAUCGACACCAUCAAGACUCAAGUGGAGGCUGUUUGCAGUGGAGUUGUGUCUUGUGCUGACAUUCUCGCCAUUGCUGCUCGUGAUUCCGUAGUUGAAUUGGGAGGGCCAUCAUGGACGGUGAUGUUGGGAAGGAGAGACUCCACUACUGCAAGUAAAAGCGCUGCAAACACCAGCAUUCCAGCUCCAACUCUCAACCUUUCAGCACUCAUCUCAUCUUUCAGUGCUCAAGGUCUUUCUAGAAAGGAUUUAGUUGCCCUUUCAGGUUCUCAUACAAUUGGUCAAGCCCGCUGCACCAGUUUUAGAGCUCGGAUCUACAACGAAUACCAGAUAAAUACUUCAUUUGCCACUUCUCUUAAGGCAAACUGCCCAAGCACCAGUGGCAGUGGUGACAACAAUCUUGCUCCCUUAGAUCUCCAAACUCCCACGGUCUUUGAAAACAACUACUACAAAAAUCUGCUAAGCCAGAAGGGACUUCUCCACUCUGACCAGCAAUUAUUUAUUGGAGGAUCUACCGAUUUGCGGGUUAAGAAAUAUUCUCUUCAUCAGAAAACCUUCUUCAAGGAUUUUAAAGCUGCCAUGGUGAAGAUGGGAAACAUCAAGCCUCUCACUGGCACCAAGGGACAAAUCAGAAAGAAUUGUAGAAAGCCCAAUUAAAUAUUUUUAUCUGUUUAAAUUUAUAAUCUAAACUGUUGUUUAUAAAUACUUAAUAAUAUCAUUAUUAUAAUAAUAACUUAUAAUUUUAAUA
Molecule: messenger RNA, 1205 nt
Organism: Cryptomeria japonica (Japanese cedar)
Lineage: Eukaryota; Viridiplantae; Streptophyta; Pinopsida; Cupressales; Cupressaceae
Product: peroxidase P7
Exons: 4
Coding region: 131-1114 (327 amino acids)
Biological process (GO): hydrogen peroxide catabolic process; response to oxidative stress
Molecular function (GO): peroxidase activity; heme binding
Source: RefSeq, a predicted model, not a curated record